CAUGGGAACAGCCUCCCCCUGCUGCCAGAAGCUGGAGCGGAACCGCUGGAUCCUGGGAAUGCUGAGCCCUCCCCUGCUGGAUUCUGGGAAUGCUGAGCCCUCCCCUCCUGGAUCCUGGGAAUGCUGAGCCCUCCCCCUGCCCCCCGGGGGUGGAGUGUCUCCCCUCGGGAAGGGCAGAGCCCUGGGAUCCGUGGGAUCCAUGGGAUCCGUGGGAUCCAUCCAGGACAUGGAAUUGCUGCAGCCCUGCCCUCCCCCUCCCUCCCGGGGGGGUCCCAAAACCAGGGAGAGAAUUCCUGAGGAUUUGCCAGCCCAGCCCCCCCCACGAUGGAGAGGCCGCAGAGAUUCCCGGGAAUGUGGAAAUCCCUGGGAAAAAAAGGACAUUUGGGCGGAGCUGGGGAUGGGAAAAAGAGAAAAAACAGCCAAAAAAAAAAAGGAGGGAUGUGAAGGUGGUGGAGCUGCUGGAUUUCAUUCCCGGCAGGAAGGAGCCUUUCCCUGAAAUCCCGGAGCAGCCCGGCCGGGGGAGGGAACAGGCGGCAGCCGCGGGUCCUGCUUGUUCUAAUCCCGGUUUUUUGGGUGGUUUUGCCUUCCCUGGAAGGGGGGGAGGGGGUUGGGAGGAGCUUGGGAGUCACUUCCUUGUCCCUCUGAUCUGUCCUGCUCCUCCAAUUCCUCCUCCUCCCAUCCUUCCUCCUGCUCCUCUGAUCCCUCUUCCUCCGAUCCUUCCUCCUCCCAUCCCUCCUCCUCCUCCCAUCCUCCUGCUCCUCCCAUCCCUCCUCCUGCUCUCCCCGGUUUGGCCGCGGCUGAGGUUUGGAUGUCGAACUUUUUUGGGGGUCCCGGGGGUUGGUUUUGGCUCCCGGGGGGGCUUGCAGGGCUCGCCCCCCUCCCUCCUCCCCCCGGCCGGAUCCGGGGGAGCUCCGAAGCCUCGGGAAUGUCGUGGGACACCCCGGGAAUGUUCCCGGCCCGAGGGGGGGCUGGUUUUGUGCCCCCCGGGCGGGGCGAUGGUCAAUAAACGGCUCUUGGCUCUCGCGUUCGCCUGCAACGAUCCUUCCAUGGGGGGGGGGGGGGGCCGCUUUUGGGGGG
This is a messenger RNA of Neopelma chrysocephalum (saffron-crested tyrant-manakin), 1077 nucleotides long. RefSeq names its product formin-like protein 14. The record is from RefSeq and is a predicted model, not a curated record. The annotation marks the transcript as partial. NCBI's taxonomy places the organism in Eukaryota, Metazoa, Chordata, Aves, Passeriformes, Pipridae. The transcript has 2 exons.